This is a messenger RNA of Parathielavia appendiculata, 2643 nucleotides long. RefSeq names its product chitin synthase I. The record is from RefSeq and is a predicted model, not a curated record. The transcript has 3 exons. Gene Ontology annotation, cellular component: cell periphery; cell septum. NCBI's taxonomy places the organism in Eukaryota, Fungi, Ascomycota, Sordariomycetes, Sordariales, Chaetomiaceae. The coding region runs from base 1 to 2643 and encodes 880 amino acids. Gene Ontology annotation, molecular function: chitin synthase activity.
AUGGACACCCGGGUGCAUAGGACGCCAUCUCCGGCGCAUCCACUCCAGCACGGGUACCACUUGGAGGACAACCCGUACGGUCACUCGCCCUUGGACAUUCCUACUGCAGGCCCCGGGAGAUACAGCCCCGGCGACUCAUUACACAUGCAGACCGCACAAUCCGUUGACAACCUUGGGAGCUACUCGGUUGAUCCCGAGGCGCAUCACGAUGCCUACUACAACCAACCUUACGAGCCGCAUCCUAGCCAUGGUUACGAUCAGACAAUGACGCCGUACGAUCAGACGACGACGCCCUUCUACGACGACGACAACCGGCCGAUGUUGACACAUACCGACUCGCAAGUUGGCGCAAGUGAUCCGUUUCAUGACAACCCGCAGCCAAAGACAAACAACCAGCCGAUCAAGAGGUGGAAGACCGUGAAACAAGUCCUGCUGUACCGCGGGAACUUGGUGCUGGACUGCCCAAUCCCCCCGAAACUGUUGAAUCAGCUGCCUCACGGCGAGCGUGAUGAGUUCACGCACAUGCGCUACUCGGCGGCGACAUGCGAUCCCUCCGAGUUCUACGAGAACAACUUCACUCUCAGGCAGAAGCUUUUUAGCAAGCCACGGCACACCGAGCUGUUCAUCGUCGUCACCAUGUACAACGAAGACGAGAUUUUGUUCGCGCGCACCAUGAUAGGUGUAUUCAAGAACAUCGAGUAUAUGUGCAAGCGGACCGAGAGCAAGACGUGGGGCAAGGAUGCCUGGAAGAAGAUCGUCGUUUGCGUCGUCAGCGAUGGUCGUGCCAAGAUCAACCCCCGGACCAGGGCGCUUCUGGCUGGUAUGGGCGUCUACCAGGAGGGCAUUGCCAAGCAGCAGGUCAACGGCAAGGAUGUCACGGCUCACAUUUACGAGUAUACCACCCAGGUCGGUAUGACCAUCAAGAACGACGUCGUCCAGCUUAUCCCCAAGCAGCAGCCCGUGCAGAUGCUUUUCUGCCUGAAAGAAAAGAACCAGAAGAAGAUCAACUCGCACCGCUGGUUCUUCCAAGCGUUUGGCCGCGUCCUGGACCCAAACAUCUGCGUGCUGAUCGACGCCGGUACCAAGCCGGGCGGCAGCUCCAUAUACCACCUGUGGAAGGCAUUCGACCUGGAGCCCAUGUGCGCCGGCGCGUGCGGUGAAAUCAAGGCCAUGUUGGGCACGGGCGGCAAGAACCUUGUCAACCCGCUGGUAGCGACGCAGAACUUUGAGUACAAGAUGAGCAACAUUCUGGACAAGCCCCUCGAGUCGGCCUUUGGCUUCAUCUCGGUCUUGCCCGGUGCCUUCUCGGCCUACCGGUACGUGGCGUUGCAGAACGACAAGAACGGUCAGGGCCCGUUGGAGAAGUACUUUGCCGGCGAGAAGCUGCACGGCGGCGACGCCGGCAUUUUCACGGCCAACAUGUACCUCGCCGAGGAUCGUAUCUUGUGUUUUGAGCUCGUCACCAAGCGCAACUGCCACUGGAUCCUGCAGUACGUCAAGUCGGCUACGGGCGAGACCGACGUCCCGGACACAGUCACCGAGCUGAUUCUCCAGCGUCGUCGCUGGCUCAACGGUUCCUUCUUCGCUGCCAUCUACGCCAUUGUUCAUUUCCACCAGUUCUUCCGUUCCGACCAUUCCAUCCUGCGCAAGUUUGCCUUCUUUAUCGAGUUCAUCUUCAACACGGUCAACAUGAUCUUCUCCUGGUUUGCUAUUGGCAACUUCUUCUUGGUGUUUAAGAUCCUGACGACUAGCUUGGGCGACGAUAAUCUGCUGGGCAACGUUGGGAGAAUCCUUAGCGUGGUCUUCACCUGGUUGUACGGCAUGUCGCUCAUGACCUGCUUUGUUCUGUCGAUGGGUAAUCGGCCGGCUGGAUCAGGGCCAUACUACAUGGCCAUGGUUAUCUUUUGGGCGAUUCUCUUCAUCUACCUCAUGUUCGCGGCCAUCUACAUCGCCGUCGUCGCCAUCCAAACCGACCUCAGCACCAAUGGCUUCAGCGUCGACUCGCUCUUCAAAAACAAGGUCUUCUACACCCUCAUCGUCUCGGUCAUGUCCACCUACGGCAUCUGGCUCGUCGCUUCCCUGCUCAUGUUCGACCCCUGGCACAUGUUCACCUCGCUCAUCCAGUACAUGCUGCUUUCGCCGACCUACACCAACGUGCUCAACGUCUACGCCUUUUGCAACACGCACGACAUCUCGUGGGGCACCAAGGGCGACGACAAGCCCGACAAGCUGCCCUCGGUCAACACCAAGGACGGCCAGGGCAAGACGGACCUGCCGGACGAGGGGGACCUGAACUCGCAGUACGAGAAGGAGCUACAGGUGUUUGGGCGCAAGCCCGUCAAGGAAGUCAAGCCGCCCACGCCGAGCCAGCUCGAGGAGAAGCAGAUGGACUAUUACCGCGGCGUCCGGACCGUCGUCGUGCUCGUCUGGAUGAUUAUGAAUUUUGCCCUGUGCGCCGUCGUCUUGUCGACCGCCGGCGUCGACAGGCUCGUCCCCGAAAACGGCCAGACCGAGGAGCAGAUCAAGAGCGAUCGCGCCAAUGUCUAUCUGAGCGUCGUGCUCUGGUCGGUCGCGGCGUUGUCGGCGUUCAAGUUUAUCGGGGCGGUGUGGUUCUUGGUGGUGAGAAUGUUUAGGGGGGUGUAG